This is a messenger RNA of Laccaria bicolor S238N-H82, 228 nucleotides long. RefSeq lists its product as uncharacterized. The record is from RefSeq and is a predicted model, not a curated record. The transcript has 2 exons. Bases 1 to 228 code for a protein of 75 amino acids. Lineage: Eukaryota; Fungi; Basidiomycota; Agaricomycetes; Agaricales; Hydnangiaceae.
AUGCAUUCAGCCCAACCCAAUCACAGGUCCUGUCCCGGCUCGCGCUUCCCAACGGCAACUCUGGACCACAACGGGAACAAGUGUGAAGAAUGUGGUCUUCCUGUGGAGCUUUGUCUUGCCGGGCCUCGCAGCAAAAUCUCUGGACAGCUUUAUUUUUUGUGUGUUCGCAAGGAUCAACACCAUAGCGGUGACAAAUGGUGGCAAAUCUUUCAAGUACCCUCUCAAUAA